AUGGCUGAUACUGACGAGGCCAUCGAAAAUUCGAAGAUAGCAAUCCGCGCCAAUCCAACAAAUGUCAAAUGUUUAACAGAGCUUAGCAACCUUCUCAACGAUAGAUAUGUUAGCACUGGCAUCCUUGUGGAUCUCGAUACAUCUAUUCUUUUGACUAAGCAAGCUAUCGAUGCGAUAACAGAAGACAAUCCAGAUCUUGACGAUGCCAUUAAGAUGUCCCAAAAGGCGGUCGAAUUGACGGCUUCAGGCAACGCCAGAUACAUGAGUAAUCUGGCCGCAUCGUUGAAGACCAGGUUCUCUGUCACCGGGGAUCUAAAGGAUUUGGAAGAUGGUAUUGUCCUGGUAAAGCAGGCCGUUUCUGUAACGGCAAGCGAUGACCCGGAGCUACCCAAGUGGUUGAACAAUCUUGGAAAUCACCUUAGCAACAGGCACUUGAUUACAGGUUCUUUGGAAGAUUUAGAAGAAGCAAUCAGCUUAAGCAGACGCGCAGCUGCUUCAGUAUCAGAUGCAACAAUGCGAGCUCUCUUUUUGAACAAUUUGUCAGCGAAACUAGAUCUCAAGGCCGAGGCCAUUGGCAACACAAUCAACUACGACGAAGCGGUCGAAUUGGCAAAAGAGGCCAUCACACUGACGCCAGAAGGCCAUCCAGAUCAGGCAAAGUGGCUAAAUAAUCUCUCAACUCAUCUAUUAGAAAAGUUUGGCAGGUCGUGGGACUUGAACGACUUGCAGGAUGCUAUCAACGCCGCAAGUAGAGCAGCGGACCUGACGCCGAAUGGGCCUACGAAGGCGCUGUAUCUCGACUCGGUCGCAGAUGGCUUGAAUCGAAAGUACGACAAGAUGGGCUUAUUGGCAGAUCUUGAGGAAGCUAUUCGUAUGACUGAGAUGGCUCUUGAGAUGCUUCCGAGCCACCACUCAAAACGCCCCCAAAUUCUUUCCACCCUCGCGGAUCUCUUCAGCAACAGAUAUCUGAGAAAAGAGACGAUACAGGACCUUGACAGAGCGAUUGAGCUAUCCAGAGAGGCUGCAGAUGCAAAGUCUGAUAAUCACCCCUACAAAGAGAUAUACCUCGACAGACUGGCAAUGCAACUAAAUCUCAGAUCGUCAAUAUCUCGAACGGACCCUCGUCUCUGGAAGGAUUUGGAAGAGUCGAUACAACUGGAGAGAAAGGCGAUUGCUAUUACAGUGGGUAAUCGCCCUACCUGGUCCUUCAAGAACAACCUACAGGCUAUGCUUGUUAUUAAGUACGGCAUGACAAAAGACCAAGCAAUACUCGAUGAGUGUACACGACUACAAAAAGAAGCGCUCGACGAAGUCCCAGAAGGUCAUCAGUACCGCGCAGAAAUGCUCACUAGUUUGGGCUACCGUCUCAGAGAUAGUGCAAAGGAAAGCUCAAAUCUCGAAAAGGCUUCGGACUGUUUUCUCGAGGCGCUGCAAAACAAAAAUGCCCCUGCGAUAAGCCGUGUAAGGGCCGGUUCCGCUCUAUUACAGAGCUGUCCGGAUAAACAAAAAGCCUACCAGGCUGCGCAAGUCAUCACGGGUCUUCUACCUCAGUUGAUCACUAGAUCACAUGAGACUUCAGAUAAACAACAUGCUGCGGGCUCGAGAGCUGGUAUGACGUGCAGUGCCGCAGCAGCAGCUUUACAAGCAGAUAGGUCGGUCUUUGAAGCGCUGCAAGUACUUGAACUCGGGCGUGGUGUGCUUGCAAAGUACAGUGAGGAGAUGCUACUGGCCCCUUUGCAGUUGGAUCAGCUGUCGGCGGAACAAGCUGAGGCGUAUAUGCACCUUCGCGAUGAGCUGAAGGGGUCGAGCACUCCAGCCUUAGUCGACAUGGGUAAUUCAUUUCAGAGCCACAUUUCAGGACUAAACAAGCGCUAUGACCUAGCAAAAGAGCUAGAGGAGUUGAUCGUUGAGAUCCGAAAAUUACCUGGGUUUGAAGACCUUUGGACUGCUCCGACAGAGGCAGAAAUACUUGAUGCUGCGAAGUAUGGCCCAAUCGUCGUCAUCAAUGUGAGCCGUGCUCGAUGCGAUGCGCUCAUCAUUGAGAAACAUCAAAUACGAUCUUUGGUUCUUCCCAAUAUUACAAACGACCUCUACCAAUUUGCUCGCAAGGGCGACUUUGCUAGCUCAGAAGUUCUAGAAUGGAUGUGGCACAAUAUCACCCAGCCAGUAUUGGAUGCUCUUGGCUAUUCUCAAUCUCCUGGGGAGGGUGCAUGGCCGCAUGUCUGGUGGAUUCCUACAGCCUUGUUGACUCUUUUCCCGCUGCAUGCGGCAGGAUAUCAUCCAAAAGAGUCAUCUGAGACUGUCCUUGAUAGAGUAGUCUCUUCUUACUCCUCAUCCAUCAGGGCCAUCAUGCGCGGUCGCCAGAAAGACCUUUCAACAUCGUUCUCUAGCAAGGCUAUACCGCGAGCUUUGCUUGUCGGAAUGCAGAAUACUCCAGAAAGCGGAUCGUUACCGUAUGCCACCAAGGAGAUAGACAUUAUCCAGAAGCUAUGUAAAUCAGCUGGCCUAGAGACCAUUCAACCCAUACAAUGCAAAGAAGAGGUGUCCAAGUGUCUGUUGGAUUGCACUGUAUUUCACUUCGCAGGUCACGGCUACACCGAUGAAGAUGACCCCUCUAACAGUCAUUUACGUUUAAGAGACUGGAAAGACGACCCAUUCCGCGUCGCUGACUUACAGCAAAUGAAUCUUCGCGAGCAAGUACCGUUCCUCGCAUAUCUCUCUGCCUGUGGCACCGGACAGAUGAAGCGUCAUAACCUGGUCGAUAAGAGUAUCCAUCUGAUCAGCGCAUACCAACUAGCUGGCUUUCGUCAUGUCAUCGGCACACUGUGGAAGGUUAGUGAUCAAUGCUGCGUGGAUAUAGCUAGGACUACAUAUGAGACCAUGGGGGACUUGGGGUUUAGUGAUGAGAGUGUGAGUUGGGGAUUGCAUCAGGCUUCCAGGGAGCUGAGAGACAAAUGGGUCAAGGAGCAGAAACAGGGGAAACUUUCUGCGGCAAGACGAGAUCCAGUGUCAAAGGAUGAUAGUGGUGACGGUGUUGAAGACAAGAAGGAUUGUAAGGAUGAGAAUGGAAGGGAUAUCGUGAGUGUAGAGGAGGAACCUGAAGUUGGCGAGCAGCUGCAGUGGGCUCCUUAUGUUCACUUUGGUGUGUGA
Molecule: messenger RNA, 3150 nt
Organism: Fusarium fujikuroi IMI 58289
Lineage: Eukaryota; Fungi; Ascomycota; Sordariomycetes; Hypocreales; Nectriaceae
Exons: 2
Coding region: 1-3150 (1049 amino acids)
Molecular function (GO): protein binding
Source: RefSeq, a predicted model, not a curated record